AUAAAGAAAGCUGGACCAAUUGAUUAUUUUUCACAAAUUAUGUUAUCCGAAUGGAUAGAACAAAUCUGUUUUGUAUAUAAAGUUAAGACUAUAUUGAAACUUUUGGGAAAUUUGGGAAAUUUCAGUUUUGUUCUGAAUUUAAUAUGUACAUUAUAAAAUUAUAAAAAUGUUUCAAAAGUGGGAAUGAAUAAAUAUGAAAAGACAAAAUGUUCGAACACUUUCAUUGAUUGUAGUAACAUUUACUUAUUUAUUACUUGGAGCUGCUAUUUUUGAUGCAUUAGAAUCAGAAUUUGAAGUAAGUGAAGAUGUACGUCUAAGAGAAAGUGCUGAAAGUUUACGAACUAAAUAUAAUAUAACAAUUGAUGAUUUUGAAAGGAUUACACAAUUAGGUAUACAAAUGAAACCAUAUAAAGCAGGUACACAAUGGAAAUUUGCUGGAGCAUUUUAUUUCUCUACAACAGUUAUAACUACUAUAGGUUAUGGUCAUAGUACACCAAAAACAUUUGGUGGUAAAAUAUUUUGUAUGUGUUAUGCAUUACCUGGUAUACCAUUAUGUCUUAUUAUGUUUCAAAGUAUUGGUGAACGUAUGAAUACAAUUAUAACUUAUUUAUUAAAUAAAUCUAAUUCAUUAUGUAAAAUAAAUAAACUUAUAUCACAAACACAUUUAAUGAUUGUUAGCUUUACCAUUGGUUCCAUUGUAUUAACUAUUGGUGCUAUAGUAUUUUCACGUUAUGAAGAUUGGGAUUAUUUAGAUUCAUUUUAUUAUUGUUUUAUUACAUUAACUACAAUUGGUUUUGGUGAUUUUGUUGCAUUACAACGUAAUAAUUCAUUAGCUAAACGACCGGAUUAUGUUGCAUUUAGUUUAAUAUUUAUAUUAUUUGGUUUAACUGUAGUUAGUUCUGUAAUGAAUUUAUUAGUAUUAAGAUUUUUAACAAUGAAUACGGAAGAUGAAAAACGUGAUCAAUUAGAAGCAGCUGUAUAUGCAGAAGAAUUAAAACGUUUACGUGGUGAUGUAAUAUGCGCUAAUAAACAUAAUGAAUUACAUAAAUCAUUUGUAAUGAAACAGUUACCAAGAGAACAAGAAGAAGAAGAAUAUAAUAGUAAACAAUUAAAUAAUCAUAAUUAUUCGACUUGUCAACAAAAUAUCAAUUAUAAUCUUAUGAAUUGUAAUCAUCAUAUGAUGUCAUUAUCUAAUUCAAAUUAUUUAAUCAAACCGGAACCAUUAUCAACAAUGACAACAGUGACAACAACCAUGGCAUCAACAACAGUCAAUAAUUGUUUACUUAUUAAUCCUCAUACUAAUACUUAUCAUAUUGAUUCAAAAAAUGAACAUUUAACUAAAUUGAAAUUAUGUUUAAUUUGUUUAAAAAAAUUUCAUCCAUUAUCACAAUCAUUAGCAUCAUUAUCAUCGGAUAUACUAAAUUCAUCAUCAUUAACUAUAAUAAAUGAUAAUUCACAUGAAAAUAUAUUAAAUAAACCGAAUUCUAUAGCUAAGACUACUGUUACUACAACUACAACUACAACUAUUACCUAUAUUAAUGAUAAUAAUACUAAUAAUGGCAAUAAUAAUAAUAAUAAUCCCUUUUUAAUAAACUGUGUAACUGGUUGUUACAAUCAACAGUCAACUGUACAUAAUCCACUUUUAAUCUAUAAUGAAGUCUCUCAACAAAUUUCUUCAAGUUUACAUAAAAAUAAUUGUUCAAGUGAACUACUGAAUUCAUCAAAUUCUCUUCAAUAUGAUUCGUCAUGUAGAAAUCGUUACAUUUAUUCAGAUUAUAUAAGUUCAUAUCGUUAUAAUCCAUAUUAUUCUAUUCAAGAUUCUAAAUAUUCACCGUUUAUAAUACAACAAUGUUCAAUUGAUGAUUGUGACUGUACAAAUGAAGAAUUACGAAAUUAUCAGUAUUUCAUUUCUACUAAAGAAUAUUUAGUGAAUAAUCGGCAACCAGAAAUUAUAGAAGGAAAUGAAAUAAUCGACAGUGAUAAUCUGUCUGAAAAUAAGAGUAGUUCGUUUAAUGAUAUCGAUUUAAUGCAAUCUUAUUUACAUCCGAUGUCUACUUUAAAACCGCAUACUUAUGAGUGUACUUCAUUGAAUCAUUUUAGUUUACCUGGUAGGUAUAAAAAUACUAAUGAGGUAAUGUCUACUUCAGUACAUUCCUCUUUAGUUGCUCAUGGUUUAAAAUCUCAUAAGCAUAACUUUAAUAAUCAAUAUAUUCUACCUCCAAAACAGUCUUUAAGCAGUCAACCACCAUUAUCAUCAGGAGAUGAGAUGAUAUAUCCAUUGUUAUCUUUAUCAACGCAUCAUCAAAUGGAUCUACUAAAAUCUAAUCAGCCAUUGAUAAACCCGUUUCCAUUACAAUUUGUAAAUCCACGAUCAAAUGAAAAUGAGAUCGGUUUAAACUCAAUUCCAUAUUUUCAAUGCAAGCGGUAUCCUAGAAUUCAUCAAGAACAACAGAUGAAAACGAAUGAAAUUGAUAAUUAUGGUGAAGAAAGCGUUGAUUUUGACAAAGAAUAUAUGAACAAACGUCAUAACCCAUAUUAUUGUCAUGAUGAUAUAUUACUAACAAAUGAUGUAAGUAGCAUAGAUGAUGAGAUAAAAAUUUCUAGCAAUUCAUCAAUCUUUGAAGUCUGUCAGCAUGUGUCUACAAAGAGAUCUGCUUCUGUCUGAAGAAAAGCAGAACCAUUCAAUCAAAUCAAUAUGUAAUCACAUUAUUUUGAUGUAAAAAUUUAGACUAUUAACAUUAUGGAAUAUGGAUAUGUUAAUUAGAUAUCUUUUUAUGAUUUUAUGUAAUUUUUACUUUUUAAAAUAAACUAUUAACCUUUCAGGUUAGACAGUAUAUAUAUCAUCCUCAGAAUAGACUUUAUCAUAAUCAAUUUCUAUUGACGAGUUGGGUUAUAUAUAUCAACUAUACUGUGUAAUAUACAUUAACAUUAUAUUGUAGUUUGAACAUUAAGUUAAUUAAUAGCUAAUUAUUAACAUGAAUGUAAUUUUGUUUGAUAGUGUUAUUUAUUGAAGAUUUUUUCUAUUACCAAUUAAUGCGGUCACAGAAA
This is a messenger RNA of Schistosoma rodhaini, 3048 nucleotides long. Lineage: Eukaryota; Metazoa; Platyhelminthes; Trematoda; Strigeidida; Schistosomatidae. The record is from the annotation of a GenBank genome assembly.